UCACUUACACAUCCUUCCUAGCUUUUCAGGGAGUAAAGUAAGAAGUGGAAGAGAGACUGGGAGAGAGAAAGUGUGAUUUGAAGUCUCUCUCUCUCUGCUCUCUCCGCUGCUCCUCACUCCUCCUGACUCAAUGGGUCCGUAGCGUUAUAUUAAUUACCAAGUUCCCCGUUACUAAUUUCAGUUUUAUGUAAAAGUUUACCAAAAAAAAAAGUCUCACCAAAAACUUGGAAACUAUGGAUAUUCGGAUGAAACGAAGACCGUGGAUCCAAGACCCUAUAUCCCUCCUGCUAAGUGUUGUGUUCGUCCUGUGCCUAAUUCUCCGGGCACAAGCAGAUCCAGUUGAUGUUCUGCGGGUUCUCCAGGUUCCCUCCCUUCCUGAAGGUGUACAGAAGGUUCCAGGCUUUUGUCCCUCGCAGCAUGCUGGUACUCAUCAUGCCUACCGUAUCAGCAAGAAGGCCCAAAUCUCUGCUCCAACCAAGCAACUCUUCCCAGGUCGUUUCCCAGAGAACUUCUCCAUCAUGACCACAGUGAAGGCCAAGGCUGGGCUUCAAGCCUUCCUAUUGUCCAUCUACAGUGAACAGGGAGUGCAGCAACUGGGACUAGAGCUGGGCCGCUCGCCCGUCUUCCUGUAUGAGGACCAGAGCCGCAUGCCUACCCCAGAGAACUACCCAUUAUUCAAAGGCGUCAACCUGGCUGAUGGCAAGUGGCACCGCAUUGCCAUCUCUGUACAGAAGAAAAAUGUUACUCUUCUCCUUGACUGCAAGAAGCAAAUGACGAGACCACUUCCUAGAAGUAACAAACCAGUGGUGGACAACAAGGGCAUCACUGUUUUUGGUACUCGUCUGUUGGAUAACGAGGUUUUCCAGGGUGACAUACAGCAGCUGUUGAUUGCCUCCAACCCUCAGGCAGCCUAUGACUUCUGUGAGCAUUACAGCCCCAACUGUGAUUCUCCUGUACCCAGGAUUCAGGCCCAGGACCCUAACACUUUUGGCAGCAAGACAUCCAAAUCCAUACCUCCUACUAAGACAGCUAAAUCUUAUAAAGCAACAUCUAGCUCAGCUAAAUCAGCUAAGGAUAUACGUGUUCCAGCCAAGCAAGCUGCCAUGACUAAGCCUGCCAAGACCAGAUCUACGUUUGUGAGACUGUCACAUUCUGACAUUAAGUCAACUGUAGCAGCUCAAGCAGGCCCUCGUUUAAAACCCACUGUUAUAGAAAAUAAGAAAUUAAGGAACAGUGGCAAAGCAUCUGAAAAAAAAAAGCCUAGUGGAAAAAUUAAAGAAAAUGGAGUUAGCAAUGGCAAGGCUAAUGAUGCUGCUAAAGCUUACAGCAAUGAUAGAAUAAAUAUCAGAGGUCAAGCCAGUGCCAACGGAAAGGUGGCUGUUAAAGUAAAUGCUUUUUCUAAAGCCAACAGCAGCAGUAACAGAAAGUCAGCAGUUGUGACAAUAACAAAUGCUGGUGCUAAAGGCUCUGUCAAAGUAGCUGAAGAGAUAAAGUCAUCAAGAGUGAUAUCUAAGAAACCUUAUAGCACAGAAGGAAAAACAGUUCAAACAGGAGUUUUGAAGUCAAUCACCAAACCCCCGCAAUGGAGGACACCUCACACAGCGAAAUCCGACAAUAGAGUCAAAUCAGUGUUGAAUCAGUCCCCGCCCUUCAACAAGCCUGCAGUCAGUGGCAUCACCAUCUCCGCUCCAGAAAAAGUCAAGACGAAACCAUCCAAUGGUUAUACACAGGCUGCUGUGAGAGCCCAGAAGGGAGAGAAGGGAGCACCUGCGGUCCUUGAAUCUGGCAUGUUGAUUGAGGGACCACCGGGACCAGAAGGACCGACAGGUCUCCCUGGCCCUUCAGGGUCUCCAGGACUGCCGGGCUCUGUGGGUGAUCCAGGUGAAAGGGGUCCAACUGGGAAAGCAGGUCUGCCCGGAGCUGAUGGUCGCCAAGGACCUCCUGGCUCAUCUAUCACGCUUCCAUUCCGCCUUGGACAAAGUGGUGGAGACAAAGGUCCCAUUGUCUCAGCACAGGAGGCCCAGGCUCAUGCCAUUAUGUCUCAGGCUCGGUUAGCUUUGACGGGUCCACCCGGAGCAAUGGGUUUUACAGGCCGACCUGGACCCAUGGGUCCACCUGGCAGCGAUGGUCUGAAAGGAGAGAGUGGAGACCCUGGCCCACAGGGUCCCAGAGGUUCUCGGGGGGUAUCCGGUCCUCCUGGUAAACCUGGUAGAAGAGGUCGAUCUGGUGCUGAUGGUGCACGUGGAAUACCAGGAGCAUCUGGAAUUAAGGGAGAUCGUGGUUUUGAUGGGUUGCCUGGUCUGCCAGGAGACAAAGGUCAUCGGGGAAAUUCUGGAGGAAUGGGACCACAAGGACCCCAAGGAGAGGAUGGAGAGAGAGGAGAUGAUGGCGAUGUUGGGCCCAGAGGACUCCCAGGUGAACCAGGGCCUCGUGGGUUGCUGGGGCCUAAGGGUCCCUCAGGAAUCCCUGGACCUCCAGGUGUGCGUGGAAGCGAUGGACCUCAUGGGCCAAAAGGAAGCUUGGGACCUCAAGGAGAGCCAGGUCCUCCAGGCCAGCAGGGAGCUCCAGGAACACAGGGAAUGCCUGGUCCGCAAGGUGCUAAUGGUCCCGCAGGAGAGAAGGGACCUACAGGAAAGCCUGGUCUGCCAGGCAUGCCUGGAGCUGAUGGUCCCCCUGGUCACCCAGGAAAGGAAGGCCCAUGCGGAACAAAAGGAAAUCAGGGGCCUUCUGGUCCUCAGGGUGCUAUUGGCUAUCCUGGUCCUCGAGGAGUGAAGGGGAUUCAAGGUAUCCGUGGACUGAAGGGUCAUAAGGGAGAAAAGGGAGACGACGGUUUUCCUGGAAUCAAGGGAGAUUUUGGUUCUAAAGGAGAAAGGGGAGAGGUAGGACUGCCAGGCCUCAGAGGGGAGGACGGGCCUGAGGGUCCAAAAGGGCGUGUUGGUCCCCCUGGGGAGAUUGGACAACUUGGCCCGGUUGGAGAGAAGGGUAAACUUGGCGUACCUGGUCUGCCUGGAUAUCCUGGAAGACAAGGACCUAAGGGAUCACUUGGUUUCCCAGGAUUCCCUGGUGCAAAUGGAGAGAAAGGUGCAAGGGGUCUAAUUGGAAAAUCUGGACCAAGAGGACUGAGAGGACCAACAGGGCCCAGAGGACAGAGAGGACCUCGUGGGUCUACUGGAAAACUGGGUGCAAAGGGUUCAUCCGGUAGUGACGGCCCUCCUGGACCCCCAGGCGAGAGGGGAUCACCUGGAACCCAAGGAGUAAAUGGAUUUCCAGGACCAAAGGGACCUCCUGGACCUCCAGGGAAAGACGGACUGCCUGGACACCCUGGACAGAGAGGAGAAGUUGGUUUCCAAGGCAAGGCUGGGCCUCCUGGGCCACCUGGAGUUGUUGGACCUCAGGGUCCUUCUGGAGAGACAGGCCCACUGGGAGAGCGGGGGCACUCCGGACCCCCUGGACCACCAGGUGAGCUAGGCCUUCCUGGCCCUUCGGGUAAGGAAGGAACCAAAGGAGAUCCUGGUCCUCCUGGUGGCCCAGGAAAAGAUGGACCUCCUGGAUUGAGAGGCUUCCCUGGAGAGAGAGGACUCCCUGGAACACCAGGUGGUGCUGGACUGAAGGGAAGUGAAGGCCCAGCAGGACCACCUGGACCAGCUGGAUCCCCAGGUGAGAGAGGCUUGGCAGGCACAGCUGGCCCCAUUGGCCCCCCUGGAAGACCUGGACCUCAGGGACCUCCUGGAGUUGCAGGAGAGAAAGGAGUGGCUGGAGAGAAAGGCCCAGUUGGCCCAGCUGGUCGUGAUGGCAUUCAAGGCCCAGUUGGGCUUCCAGGCCCUGCCGGAUCUGUCGGUGUUCCAGGAGAGGAUGGUGACAAAGGUGAGGUUGGAGAGCAUGGGCAUAAGGGCGCAAAGGGAGCAAAGGGAGAACAAGGUCCUCCUGGCCCACCUGGGCCGGUGGGUCCUCUUGGACAGCCAGGUGCUCCUGGUGCUGAUGGUGAAACAGGUGCCAGAGGUCAGCAAGGUGCAUUUGGUGCUAAAGGAGAUGAAGGAACAAGAGGAUUUCCUGGUCCUCCAGGCCCUAUUGGGCUACAGGGAUUGCCAGGCUCAGCAGGAGAGAAGGGUGAAACAGGAGAUGUCGGACCAUUGGGUCCUCCUGGACCUCCUGGACCCCGUGGCCCAGCAGGUCCUAAUGGUGCUGAUGGUCCUCAAGGUCCCCCUGGUGGUUUGGGUAACCCAGGUCCACGUGGGGAGAAGGGUGAACCUGGUGAAUCUGGACCACCUGGAAUUGGUGGAGAGCCAGGAAAGAAGGGCCCAAGAGGAGAACGUGGUGAGAAAGGUGAGGCUGGACAGCCAGGUACACCUGGUCCUACAGGUGGAAAGGGACCCAUUGGAGAUGAUGGACCUAAAGGAAACCCUGGUCCUGUCGGUUUCCCUGGUGAUCCUGGUCCUCCUGGAGAAGUUGGGCCUAGAGGCCAAGACGGAGCAAAGGGAGACCGAGGAGAAGCUGGUGAACAAGGAGAGACAGGUUCGCCAGGACCUCCCGGUGAAAACGGACCACCUGGCCCUACAGGAAAAAGAGGGCCACCAGGCACAAGAGGACCUGAAGGCCGUGAAGGAGAGAAGGGAAGCAAGGGAAAUUCAGGAGCUGUUGGGGCUCCAGGAAAGACAGGCGCUGUUGGGCCACAAGGUCCUCCUGGAAAGCCAGGAACAGAGGGUCUGAGAGGACUGCCCGGUUCAGUGGGAGAACAAGGUGCUCCUGGCCUGACGGGUGAGAAAGGACCUCCUGGACCCAUAGGUCCUUCAGGUUUGGCAGGUCUACGUGGUGACUUUGGUGCUAAGGGUGAAAAGGGACAUACGGGUAUGAUUGGUCUGAUUGGACCUCCAGGUGAGCAGGGAGAAAAGGGAGACAGAGGAAUUCCUGGCCCUCAUGGAUCAACUGGGCCCAAGGGAGAAACUGGUGUGUCUGGUGGUACUGGCCCUCUGGGCCCUGCUGGUCCUGCUGGUUUUCCUGGCCAGAGGGGUAUUAAGGGAGUAAAGGGUACUAUGGGUGGAGCUGGUCCCAAAGGAGAGAAAGGUGUACAAGGGCCCCCUGGACCCCCUGGACCUCCUGGUGAUGUCAUCCAACCCAUGCCCAUUUCAGUCCCGAAAAAGUCCAAGCGUUCCAUCGAUGCCAGUAAGAUGCUCUCUCAGAAUGAUGAGGAUUCCCCAGCUGAUGCCACAGGUGCCGGAUUUCUGACUGGCAAAGAAAGCAUGGAGGAGAUUUUGGGCUCUCUAAAUUCCCUUCAAGUUGAGAUUGAGAGCAUGCGUUUCCCACUUGGAACAAAGGAAAGCCCAGCCCGCACAUGCCAUGACCUCCAACUCAGUCAAUCAGAGUACAAAGAUGGUGAAUACUGGAUUGAUCCAAACAAGGGCUGUGCUCGAGACUCUUUUAAGGUUUACUGCAACUUUACAGCAGGUGGAGAGACAUGUCUCCAUCCUGGCAGAGAAGUGGAGAGUGUAAAGAUGAAGCAUUGGCCAAAGGAGAAGCCGGAAUCAUGGUACAGCCAGUUUGCUAAAGGAAGCAAGCUUUCUUAUGUGGAUGCGGACGGUAAGCCUGUGGGAGUGGUGCAGCUGGGAUUCCUGCGGUUGCUCAGCAUUCGGGCUCGUCAAAACUUCACCUAUCACUGCCACCACUCAGUGGCCUGGACUGAUAACACUGCUGCCAACAGAUAUCAGAGAGCACUGCGCUUCUUGGCUGCUAACGAAGAAGAGCUGAGUUAUGAGACCAGUCCCUAUAUCAAGGCACUCACUGAUGGCUGUUCUUAUCGCAAAGGUAAUGGUAGGACAAUUCUGGAGAUAAACACACCUCAAGUUGAGCAGCUUCCUCUCAUGGACAUCAAGAUCACAGACAUUGGGGAGACCAAUCAGAAGUUUGGUUUUGAAGUCGGACCUGUCUGUUUCCUGGGAUAAACUUACAGACAUGGCAAGAACAUAAAAGGAAUACAAAAUUAGACACAAAUGACACACAAUAACUUGGAUUCAUUCAAAGAUGCAUUUAUUUGGCAUAGAUGUAUGCCAGAAUAAAUACAUGUUAAAAGACAAUCUAAGAUGUGGACACACACACACACACACACACACGCACACACACACACACACAUACACGCCAUUGUGAAGCAAAUGUAAGUAGAGAUCAAGGGCAAAACAACUCUAAACCAGCUUGAAGAUGAGAUGAAGAUGGAUGGCAAGAUGAGAAAACAGCCUUGAUGAAACACACCUGUAGCAGAACAGAGUAAAGAUCAAUAUGUGACAAGGCAUAUUUUCAGAAAGAGUGUUCUGGAACAAGCUGAUGGCCUAAAGGGGCAACUACUACAGAAAAGCAACCAAGCUUCUGCUUCUGCAUUUCAGAUCACCUCGCCCUUAUCUUUCCUUCUCACUGUUACUUCCCCAUGUGUCCCACUCUACCUCUGUGCUUCAGCCUUCCCCUCCAUAAUCUCAUCUAAGCCCUGUGUGAUCACUCCAUUUGAAGUUGAGACAACAUAAAAAGUAAUUUUUUUUUUUUUUUUUUUUUUUUUUUU
Molecule: messenger RNA, 6541 nt
Organism: Ictalurus punctatus (channel catfish)
Lineage: Eukaryota; Metazoa; Chordata; Actinopteri; Siluriformes; Ictaluridae
Gene: col11a2
Product: collagen, type XI, alpha 2
Exons: 64
Coding region: 234-5936 (1900 amino acids)
Molecular function (GO): heparin binding; extracellular matrix structural constituent
Source: RefSeq, a predicted model, not a curated record